Molecule: messenger RNA, 381 nt
Organism: Vicia villosa (hairy vetch)
Lineage: Eukaryota; Viridiplantae; Streptophyta; Magnoliopsida; Fabales; Fabaceae
Product: large ribosomal subunit protein eL22z-like
Exons: 3
Coding region: 1-381 (126 amino acids)
Biological process (GO): cytoplasmic translation
Cellular component (GO): ribosome
Molecular function (GO): structural constituent of ribosome; RNA binding
Source: RefSeq, a predicted model, not a curated record
AUGAGUCGUGGUGCAGCUGCUGGAGCCAAGGGAAAGAAGAAGGUGGCAACAUUCACCAUUGACCGUAGUAAGCCAGUGGAAGACAAGAUCAUGGACAUUGCUUCCUUUGAGAAGUUUCUUCAAGAAAGGAUCAAGGUGGGUGGCAAAGGUGAUACUCUUGGUGAUUCUGUCACCGUUACCUUGGAGAAAUCCAAGAUUACUGUUACCUCUGAUAGCGACUUUUCCAAGCGCUAUUUGAAGUAUGUUAUCAAAAAGUAUUUGAAGAAGCAUAAUCUGAGAGAUUGGCUUAGAAUUAUUGCCUCAAUGAAAGAUAGAUAUAUCUAUGAGGUGAAGUACUUUAACAUUUCUGAGAACGAGGGAGAGGAAGAACAUUAUUUCUGA